GCUCGCGGACACGGCCAGGAGCACAGAUGCGCAUCUGCCGUGCACGCGCAGCGUGUGUCGAAGCAACAGGCGGUAGCAAAGCGUGCUGGGAAGAAAAUUGAAUACCAAAAAUAUCUUCCCCCCCUAGCUCCACCGGACACAUACUGUAUAUAUCUUUGUUAUUUUGUCACGUUGGACAGCAGCGUGCACGGGACAGGCGCGUGGAUACCUUUACGCGUGGCGGCGGUGGCGUAAAUGGCUCGCGAAGAGGUUGAUGCAAGAGGAAAGAGGGGCGGUCAAAGUGUGACGGUAAACAGUGUGCCUGGCUCUGGCAACGGUUCCGCUCACAGCGCCUGUUAGACUGCGUCUCGCGCGUGUAGUAUUUUGUUCGUCCAGGGCACGUUGCUCCCAGCACACGACGCGCAUGCUUGAAAAGACUUCGGCGCACUUGAUGCCUGCUUUGGUGAUGCCAUGCCCCGGAACCACAGCGGAGACGAAAGCGGCACCGGGCUCUGGAUGAGGACGUCGCCGGGGCACCGUAGCGAAGGCUACGGCUUGAAAGAUGUGGAGUCCGGACGGAGGAUGAUGAACAACGCGGGAGACGGUUUGCUGUCAGCCUCCACCGCAGCAGGUGCUGCCGGAGGCUCCGAGAGCCUGAGAGGGAAGCAGGGAGCCCGGCUAAGCCUGCUGGGGAAGCCGCUCAUAUACAGCGCGCACAGCGGCCGGAGAAACGUGCGCUACCGGCGCCUCCAAAACUACCUGUACAACGUGCUGGAGAGACCGAGAACCUGGGCGUUCAUCUACCACGCGUUUGUGUUCAUCUUGGUCUUCAGCUGCCUGGUCCUCUCUGUGUUCUCAACCAUCCCGGAUCAUCAGGUCUUCUCCUCCUACUGCCUCCUCAUUCUGGACACCAGACUGAACUUGCAAAUUCAAGAUGAGAUCUCACCAAGGAUUUUUAUAAUGGAGUUUGUGAUGAUUGUGGUGUUUGGGAUGGAGUACAUCAUCCGUAUCUGGUCGGCGGGAUGCUGCUGUCGCUACAGAGGAUGGCAGGGACGACUUCGCUUUGCCAGGAAGCCUUUCUGCGUCAUAGACAUCAUAGUGCUAAUUGCAUCAGUGGCGGUGGUGUCGGCGGGGAGCCAGAGCAACAUCUUUGCCACCUCUGUGCUGCGGAGCCUGCGCUUCCUGCAGAUCCUACGCAUGGUGCGAAUGGACCGAAGAGGAGGCACCUGGAAGCUGCUGGGCUCUGUGGUCUAUGCACACAGCAAGGAGCUGGUAACCGCCUGGUACAUCGGCUUCUUGGUUCUCAUCUUCUCUUCGUUCCUCGUCUACCUCGUGGAGACCAAGUCCAACGAUGAGUUUGCUACCUACGCUGAUGCGUUGUGGUGGGGCACGAUCACCCUGACAACCAUUGGUUAUGGGGACAAGACGCCAAAGACGUGGACGGGACGGAUGCUGUCCGCAGGGUUUGCCCUCUUGGGCAUCUCCUUCUUUGCCUUGCCAGCUGGUAUUUUGGGCUCAGGCUUUGCCCUGAAGGUCCAGGAGCAGCACAGACAGAAGCACUUUGAGAAAAGGAGAAACCCAGCCGCCUACCUCAUCCAGUGUGUUUGGCGUAGUUAUGCGGCUGAUGAGAACUCGGUUUCCAUUGCUACCUGGAAGCCUCACUUGAAGGCGUUGCAUACCUGCAGCCCUACAAAAAAGGAGCAGGGAGAGUCGACCACAAGUAAAAUUAUUAGUAAUAAACAGAAGCUACUGAGGAGGCGUACCACUCGGAAACAUAGUCAGAAGUUGAGCUUCAAGGACCGGGUGAGGAUGGCAAGCCCUCGAGGUCAGAGCAUCAAGAACAGGCAGACGUCUUCGGUGAACGACCGGCGCUCUCCGGUGGCUGAUGCCGGGACAGAGGGCACCAGCCCUGCCAAGGUGCAGAAGAGCUGGAGCUUCAACGACCGCACACGCUUCAGACCCUCACUCCGCCUAAAGAGCCAAUCGCGCUCCACCACUGAUGCAGCAGACUCCAAUAUGGCGGGGGAGGAUGGCUUCGAUGAGAAAGGCUGUCACUGCGAGAUCAUGGUAGAGGACUUGGUGCCUUCAGUCAAGGCUGUCAUUAGAGCUGUCAGGAUAAUGAAGUUCCAUGUAGCCAAAAAGAAGUUUAAGGAGACCCUGCGUCCUUAUGAUGUCAAGGAUGUGAUCGAACAGUACUCUGCCGGUCACCUGGACAUGCUGUGUCGCAUCAAGAGCCUGCAGACCAGGCUGGACAUGAUAGUAGGCCCACAGCCCCUGAGCAGCCGGGCCAAGACCUUUUCCUCCCCCUCCCUGCCUGUCUAUUACAGCCAGGGCAGAAAGAACUCCACCCAGGGAGUGGACCAGAUCCUUGGGAAAGGCCAGAUUCCUCUGGAUAAGAAGAUUCGGGAGAAGCUGCUGUCUGAUGGAGAUAUUUUAGAGGACAUGAGCAUGCUGGGUCGAGUCUGUAAGGUGGAGCGGCAGGUCCAGUCGAUCGAGUCGAAGCUCGACUCCCUGCUCGACAUCUAUCGUCAGGUUUUGCGCAAAGGCUCGUCUUCGGCCCUCACGCUCUCCUCUCUGCCCCUGUUCGAAUUGGAGCAAACCUCUGACUACCAUUCCUCCAUCUUUAACAAGGACCUGUCCAGCUCCACCCAGGUCAGCAGCGGUGGAGCACUUCCCCUCGGCAGCAACUCUCACCCCUCCCAGGGAGGACUCCAUCUCAUCCUGGCGCCGCCCAAUGAGCUCAACCUCAAUCUCAACGCCUCCUCUUCCACCGGCCUCACAUCUUCCUCUUUCAGCCCGUCUCCAUUGCCUCACCACCACCACUACCGUCCUCAUUAUCAUCCCCACCCCCACCACCACCACCACACCCAGGCUCAGGCCACCACACCUGAAAGUGGCACUGAAGAGGCUGUGGGGAGCUCUCCACCCAUCCUCACCCCAAACAGUAUCAGCGGGGGUGAAGGAGGAGUUGGAGAUGGAGGGUUUCCUCUUCUGGCGAGGCUUCCGCCACCACCCCCUCCGAGCCGGAGUGGGGGCCCGAGCAACUUGCCACGAGCCACUUCCGCAGAAGUGUCCCCUGACAUGGAGGACUUUUGUGGAGGUUUGGGGAUGCAGUUGGAGGGCAGCAGUGUUGGGGAGGACUUUGGCCUUGGGUUGGGGCUGGGCAGACUGGGGCAGAAGCUACAGGGCAGCGCCAACGCCAACGGCAGGCUGAAUACAAAGGAUGAGGGCUCCUGGAGGAGACAAAUGAGCCUGGAGCUGCAGCCCCUGGUGCCACCUGCCCCGGGCUGCUGCUCUGUCCCCAGCCAAAUGGACCGAGGCUUGGGCAAGUCCAUGUCGGUGCAGGACCUGAUGCAGGCAGCCCCAGGGACUGUCCAGGAUGCCCAGCACGGCCACGGCCUCUCAUCUCCGAGCCCCAGUACAAGCAGUGACUCGCCCAUUGGCUUCCACAGCUGUAGCCAAGACCCUGGGGGAGGAAGGGGGGGUGGUGGUGGUGGUAUAGGCAGGAGUGUUGGAGAUGGAUGGGGUGAGGAGGACCUCUUUAUCAGCGAUAGGGACCUGGAGGCGCAGGGGUUUGAAUUCCUAUCACUGGGGCCCGCUGAAGGCCACACCUACUCCUCGGAGCUGCUGAGGACAGAGAGCAGUGUUGGGGCAGGCGCCCGCAGCUCUAACCGCAGCCUGGCCAGUGCUCACACAGCCUCGCCCUCCGCUGACAACAACGAAUUGCUGAACAUGCCGCACGUGCGGCUAAAAUAAACUUGCCUAUCUGUUCAGAAGGCAUGCAAAUCUCACCUCACAGAGUUUUUAGCCUUUUUGGAGGGGAGUGGGAGUUUGGGAAUAUAACUGUGGGAACUUUUUUUUUGUUUAUUUUUAUGUUGAUCCAUUUGAUAAGAAUCACAGUAUUUUCAUACAGGAUGAUCACAUACAGUAUGGCAUAUCAUUGCAUGAGUUACUCUUAGUUUUAUGGUGUAAUUGACAAAUCUGAGAUAAAAGAUGAAGAUGUGCACAAUGGGAGCACAACCCCCCAAACCUGAGACUUUGCUAUUAAACUAAGCCAACUAAACUUGGUCCUGAAAGACGGUUGGUUGAUACUGUACAGUAUGUGACCUUAAGACAGAGCAUGAGCAUUGCAUGUUUUCUGUCAAGAGUACUGAUAUUAGCAAGAAAUAGUUUACACUUAAAGUAAGAAGGCAUGGACAACAAACACUUUCUUUCCAUAUUGAAGUGAAUGUUACCUUACCUCUGCCAAACGUUCAAUUUCAAUUUUAUGUCCAUAACAUUGUCUGUUUUAGAAAACCAGAUAACCUCCUUAAGAUUAUAUCCUUAAAUUAUAUGAAUUACUAUCCUUAACCAAUGACUUUGGUUGCCCACAAUCUUUUCAAAAAUCCUCCACACCUGGGCCAUAACAGUGUACAUGCUAGUUUUAGUUUGAAAACUACAGGUCUUGAAUUGUUAGCAUUUUUUCUGACCAUUUCCAAAUGAGGGCAAUACAGUUUUAGAAGAUUUUUUAAAUGUAUUAUUUCUACAGUUUUAGCAAUCCAUUGGUUUGCAAUAAUGUCCAAACAGUAAAUCAAUUAGCAGACUCCUGAGACAUGCUUGAGUUAUGUAAUAUAUUACAGUGAACAUCAGGCCAUUUUUGUCAAUUUUACAUGAUGUGGUUAUACAGUUUAAAAUCACUGUAAAAUAAAUUACUUGAAUGACUUGAAACAAGCGAGUUUGAAAAGUCUGCUAACUGAUUUGCACCAUACUACAGGCAAAAUACUUUCUAUUUCUAUUACUAUUUCUGAAACACAGCAUGUUAAGUCCAAACAAAAACUAAAACAUGCAGAACACAGCACUGGUGAUGUCAUUUCAUUUAUUUUUUCUUAUUUUAGUUAAACUCUGAAUUGAUGUGUAUCUUAAUCUGGAACUCUUUGACAACCAUAACUUGUUACUGAGCAGUACCGCAGGAAAGACCAAACAGGAAAGAAAUGUCAGUGUUCUAACUGCCAAAUAUUUGGAUGCUUAUUAACGAUGUCACUUCUGCCAACAGCCAACUGUAGAAUGAGGUUGAAAGCACAUACACGCAUGUACACACACCUGUAUACGCACACAGGCAACUGUGACUCUACAUGUCCAUUAUGCUGGGGAGGGUCUAAGGUACAAUCCAGUCUAGAUGAGAGGAACAAGGAGCAGAAGUUGCUUGUUCUCAUACCAAUUUUGCCCCGGCUGGUUGGUUUUCCAGCCAAUAGUCUAAAUCUACGACGUUCCACUUCUAGGAUUGCUCUGGUGCUGCCGGAACUUCCGUUCAAAUGUCACUCUUUUCGGCCGGAUGUCCGUUACCUUCCUCUUUCCUUGUGUUGUAAUUUUAAAC
Molecule: messenger RNA, 5332 nt
Organism: Sander lucioperca (pikeperch)
Lineage: Eukaryota; Metazoa; Chordata; Actinopteri; Perciformes; Percidae
Product: potassium voltage-gated channel subfamily KQT member 5-like
Exons: 17
Coding region: 451-3735 (1094 amino acids)
Biological process (GO): transmembrane transport; potassium ion transport
Cellular component (GO): membrane
Molecular function (GO): voltage-gated potassium channel activity
Source: RefSeq, a predicted model, not a curated record